AUGCAAUCUAGUACCACUGCCACUUCGACUUCGACUCAGAAAUAUGCCAUCGAUACUAAUGGUCAAGUGCAAAAAGUGCCAGAUUUUACUAUCAAGGAUAUAUUAGAUGCUAUUCCAGCUAAAUGUUACGAGAGAGACUUGGCCAAGAGUUUAUCCUAUGUUUUUAGAGAUAUUUUUUGUCUUGUGUCUAUUGGUCUAUUUACACACAAACUAGCUUAUCCGUUGUUAUUCGCUAGUGCUGGAAAAACUUUGCCUUGGCAAUUGGCAAAAUUUUUGUUUUGGUUUUCCUAUACUUAUGUUCAAGGUCUAUUCUGCACUGGUUUGUGGGUUCUAGCGCAUGAGUGUGGUCAUCAGGCUUUCUCCGAUUAUGGUGCAGUCAAUGAUUUUGUUGGUUGGACCCUACAUUCUUAUUUGCUAGUUCCAUACUUUUCCUGGAAAUACUCUCAUUCUAAGCAUCAUAAGGCUACUAAUCAUUUGACUAGAGAUAUGGUCUUUGUGCCACCAACUACGGAGGAAUUUAAGGAAAGACGUGGAUUUGUCGGUGAUAUGCUUUACCAUCAUACAGGUGAUUCUCCAUUGAGAACGCUGCUGGAGACUUUAUUUCAGCAAUUGGCAGGUUGGAUCACUUACAUUACCACCGAUAUUACCGGUCAAAAAUAUGAAGGUGUUGCUGCUUGGAAACAGAAUCAUUUCUACCCAUUCUCACCAUUGUAUGAAAAGAAGGACGCUUUUUACAUUUUGCUAAGUGACCUUGGUAUUUUGACCCAAUGUUUGGUGCUAAAACUAUGGUUCGAUAAAUUCGGCGGCUGGUCACUUUUCAUCAACUGGUUCGUGCCAUACAUUUGGACUAACCAUUGGUUGGUUUUCAUCACUUAUUUGCAGCAUACAGACCCAACAGUGGCUCAUUAUGACGCUGAUGAAUGGACUUUUGCCAAGGGUGCUGCAUCCACCAUUGAUAGACAAUUUGGAUUCAUUGGUCCACACAUUUUCCAUGAUAUUAUUGAGACACACGUCUUACACCAUUUCUGCUCUAGAAUCCCAUUCUAUAACGCCCGUGAAGGUUCCGAGGCCAUCAAGAAAGUCAUGGGUGAACACUAUAGAUUUAACGACGAAAACAUGUGGGUUUCGCUCUGGAAGUGUGCCAGAGGUUGCCAGUAUGUCGAGGGUGACAAUGGUGUUUUGAUGUUCAGAAACGUCAACAACUUCGGUAUAGGUACUAAUUCAAAGAAACAAGAUUGA
Molecule: messenger RNA, 1239 nt
Organism: Torulaspora delbrueckii
Lineage: Eukaryota; Fungi; Ascomycota; Saccharomycetes; Saccharomycetales; Saccharomycetaceae
Exons: 1
Coding region: 1-1239 (412 amino acids)
Biological process (GO): lipid metabolic process
Molecular function (GO): oxidoreductase activity
Source: RefSeq, a predicted model, not a curated record